AUGGUGUGGGUGGUAGAUUGGACCACAGGGAUGGGGCCCACCGCUGACCGCCACUCUCUAGAAGGAUGGGUUAAAGGACACCAAAAGGCACUCAACCAUGCUUAUGAAGUGGCAAAACAAAAGACUGAACUGAGACAAGAAAAUGACCGUACGCUUUAUGACCGGAGGGCAAAGCUUGCGCCCCUGUUGCCGGGGGAGCGUGUCCUCAUCCGAAACUUCCGUCGCCGUGCAGGUGGGAAGCUGUCCCCCAGAUGGAACCCGGAACUCUAUGUCGUCGUGGCUCCGCUGCGCAAAGAUCAUCCGGUGUAUGUCAUAUGCCCUGAAGGUAAAGACUCUCCUACACGCACCAUUCACAGAAAUAACUUGAGGCUAUGUCCGUUAAAUGUGUUGGAGCCCAGCCAGGAGUCUACAACCCCAGAAGCAGCCGAACCAAAGAGUGAAAUGUGCCAGCCCCCUCCGACAUGGUGGCUCCAGAACUGGUAA
Messenger RNA from Knipowitschia caucasica, 483 nucleotides. Lineage: Eukaryota; Metazoa; Chordata; Actinopteri; Gobiiformes; Gobiidae. The record is from the annotation of a GenBank genome assembly.